Trichomonas vaginalis G3 is the source of this 1314-nucleotide messenger RNA. RefSeq names its product transcription-initiator DNA-binding domain ibd family. The coding region runs from base 1 to 1314 and encodes 437 amino acids. The transcript has a single exon. NCBI's taxonomy places the organism in Eukaryota, Parabasalia, Trichomonadida, Trichomonadidae. The record is from RefSeq and is a predicted model, not a curated record.
AUGGAAGAUGGGGAAUAUUGUGAUCAACUUGAUCAUGAAAAUUUAGAUAUCGGAUCUGAGUUUGUGCAUUCCCCAAUUAAUAUCGGGUCAACUCCAGAGGAUGCUCUUCGACAAAUGUCUUAUGGUCAAAGCAUAAAUAAUUCAAGUACUUCAAAUUCCGAAUAUUCACUAUCGUUAGAAGAGUUACGUAAAAGAAUUACAUCUAAUAAAAAAUUACUAUUCAAACAUAAAAUUUGGAUGAUGCUGAAUUAUUCACGAACUCACCAAGCCGAUGGCAAACACUUUGGACUCUACUGGCAUGAUAGCAUGAAUUUUAUGUGUAACACUGGCCUUCUAGCAGAAUUUUGUAAAAAGAAAAAAAAUACAAUCAAUAGAAACUUGCGAAACGAUGGUUUUAACAUUGUUGGAAAUGAUUCUCCAGAAAAAGACUGGAAAAUGAGGCGCCACUACUCUAACUUGUUCAAUAUUAAUACAACAGAAGAUGAGAUGGAUUUGCUUCCAAAGCCACAAAAAUUAGAUGACGAAUCUGCAGUUUCUGAUAUGAUUGCUCCAACAACAUCAUCUCCUGUACAACCACUACCCGAGAAAAUUCAUGAGGAUCCCAUUGCAGAAAAUUUCAAAAGUGAUAUUGAAGAAAUUCAAAGAAAGAUCAAGGCAACAGAUAUAGAAAAAUUGGCAUAUCUUGAUCAAGCAAUCAAAGAUUGGCAUGUUAUAUCUCCUUAUGGUGAUAAUGUUGACCAUCAGCGAAUAUUAGAACUUGCUGCUGAUUAUUAUGAUAACUCCAACCUGCAAAAAUCAUCUUCAAGUGAAAAAGAAGGUAUUGAACUUAAUAUACAGUUUCUCCUUGAAAAUUCUGUUUCCAGUUUUACUCAACAAGAUAGGCAAGUAACAUUUCCUGUUUACUACAAGUUUUUCCUUCGAUUUGGACAGAUUUCUAAUUCUUUCCAAAAUUUACUCCAAGUUUCACAUUUUUCUGAUCAAUUAACUGACAUUGAUGCAACAAACUUUAUAUCACAACAGUCCCAAGGAUCUUCAUGCAGCUCAUUUCGUCGUUGGUUUUUCCCAGGAACUGAAAUGGUUAAAACAUAUCUUGAACAGUCUGCCUAUCAUACUUGGGCUGUCAAGCUUUCUUCAACACUUAAUGCCUUUUCAUUUUGCAAGCUCAUUCCGUCAACGGGAAAAAUAGAGUUUAAACAUAUCAUUUUCUCUCCAAUUGACACCAAUAACGCAUUUACCCUUAUUGAUAGUGGGGAGUCUUUCAAAUCACUUCCGGAACUCUUAGAGAAAUGUUUUAAUGUUUGUACAUCUAACUAA